Messenger RNA from Portunus trituberculatus (swimming crab), 3038 nucleotides. It is a transcript of the gene Vps36, whose product is annotated as vacuolar protein-sorting-associated protein 36-like. NCBI's taxonomy places the organism in Eukaryota, Metazoa, Arthropoda, Malacostraca, Decapoda, Portunidae. The record is from RefSeq and is a predicted model, not a curated record. The transcript is spliced from 2 exons. Gene Ontology annotation, biological process: protein transport to vacuole involved in ubiquitin-dependent protein catabolic process via the multivesicular body sorting pathway. Gene Ontology annotation, molecular function: phosphatidylinositol-3-phosphate binding; ubiquitin binding. Bases 271 to 1425 code for a protein of 384 amino acids. Gene Ontology annotation, cellular component: ESCRT II complex; late endosome membrane.
AAUACAAUAACGCCGAAGUCCCCCACAGUCUCUUCUGUCAUUCCUCUAGCCAUUGCCUCACCCCGGCGAUGUGACUGAUCCACCUGCCAGCCUUCCUGUAGCGGCCCGUCCCUCCCAACCCACACCUGCCUACUCCCAACGACCACAGCCAGGCAUGGCAGGAGAGCUGAGUGUCUGAAGGGUUGUCAUGUUGGGCUUUCUUUGACACUCUCCCUCAGGGUCAAACACACUUACCCCUACACAUGAGAAACACUCUUACCCUUGGCCACGAUGGACCGUUGGUUCUGGUGUGACUCGAGCCUUGGUCCCGGUGAGGCUGUGGCUGCCUCGGCAAAAUCUAUUCGACUGUAUGAUGGAGACAAGAAGACAGGAUAUGAAGAUGGCCACCUCACACUCACUAAUCAGAGGCUGCUGUGGCGCCAUGAGAGCCAGUCGUCAUCCUUGGGGCUGCCACUGAGCCUGGUGGUUCUUAUUGAGGACGAGGCUGGUGGUUUCACUUCUAGUCCAAAACUUGUACUGCACUUGGCCAGUCCUCCACCUGGCCAGCCCUCAGGCCCUAUUGCCUCCAGCCAUGCUUCCUACGUGAGGCUUUCCUUUAAGCACGGUGGCUGCAGCAGUUUCCAGCAGGCCCUUCAGAAGGCACUUGAGGCUCGAGCAUGGGAAGCAUUGAGCACACCUCAGCCAGCCAACAGUGUGAAGGCCUCAGGAGCAAAGAAGAUCCAUACAGGCAUUCUGGGCAUUGAGCGGGACAUCCAGAAAAAGCAGGAGGCAGCCAGCCAAAACAUAAGCCGUGCCUUUGAGGACUUGAAGAACCUUAUGGAUCUAGCGAAGGACAUGGUGAGCCUCUCACGCAGCAUCUCCAACAAAAUCAAAGAGCACUCAGUCUCAGCAGAUGACACCACACAAUUCAGGUCAUAUCUCCUAAGUCUGGGUAUUGAUGAUCCUGUGACUAGGGAAAAGUAUGGCUCAGCAACACAGUACCAUCACCACCUGGCACGUGAGGUUGCUGGGGCCUUGGAGGAGCCUGUGGAGGAGGCUGGAGGAGUGAUGCUUCUCUCGGAAGUGUACUGCAGGAUUAAUCGGGCACGAGGCCUCCAGCUGCUCUCCCCCGAAGAUGUUGUGCAGGCGUGCAGCCUCAUGCGGACACUAGACCUGCCUCUGAGCCUGCACACAUUUGAAUCAGGAGUCCAGGUGGUGCAGAUCACUGGCUUGGACCAGGACAAGGUGGUGAAGGACACAGCACUGGUGUUGUCAUGCCAUGAAGUAGAUGGUAUGUCAGCUGGCGACCUGGCCAGGGAGUGUGGCGUUCCUCUCCUGUUGGCACGAGAGAGGUUGCUACAGGCAGAGUUGCAUGCCCAGGCUGUGAGGGAUGAGUCCAGCGAGGGACUGAGGUUUUACCCAAAUUUGUUCUUCUCCCGCUCCUAGCCCCUUAACAUCCCUCCAGACUGACUCACCUCGCAUCAAGCUCUUCCUCCGCCCACUGGGGACUGGCGAAGUGUACACCAAUUCAUCAGACUUUCCUCAGGUUUGCUGAUCUGUUACUGUCUGAGGGAACUGCAGUACACCAGCAGGAAACAACAGCAGAACCUGGUAUGCUAGGCCUUCUUACUCAGUCCUUCAAACAAACUUGAGAAGCUGACCACAUGGGCGGAGGCUGUGCAGUCUCUCAUUCUGUCGGCACAAAAUAAGGGAAUAGGAAGUGUAAUUACCACUGAUAUACAAAGCCACAUAUAAACUGCUCUUGAUGCAGGACAGUGGGUGAAUAAAACACCACAUUUUGCAAGAUAAAGGAGUGUCUGCCACUUUAAUACACUCCCUAUUGGAAACAAGUAAUGAUAUCUUUACAAUCCAGAAUAAUAGUUUUGAUUAGUCACUUCCUGCUCUUUUCUUUGUUCCUGCAUGAUGGCCAAAAAUUUAGUAAGGAAGAUGAGGAUAUUAUUUGUAUUUCUAAAGACCAGUUACACGUCCGACAGAAGUAGCAGAGUUCAGUUGAGUGCCUCGAAUGCCAAGCUUGGCUCUGAUGCCAUACCAUGUGGAAAACUGAGGCUGUGCUAUGUAGUAGGCUGGGAGUGAUGCCUUACAUGAUUGUAUGAAUUAAUUAGCCUAGAUUUGUUAAUAUUAAGCUGGAAAGUAAUUGUUUUUUAUAGCGAGUUAAGCACCAUUUGUCACUGAUUAGCCAUCAGUGAACUGCUGUAUCUGCUCAUGACCUUCAAGCUUUUGUGUUGUGGAAUGAAGAGUUCAGUAAUUGUUGUGAAAAAUUAUGAUUAGCAAGGGUGGAGUUAUUAUUUUGAGGGUUUGCUGUGUGGUGCCAUACACUUACAAUAAUAAGUACCCUAUCUGCAAUGUUUGCAUAAUUCUUUUGUAAUUUAGGAAGAUUGACAGAAUAAACGUGAGGAAAUAUCGUAAUUCUUGUAUAAAAAACAAUAAAUGAAAGUUAAUUUGUUAAGUUCAUUAUUUUAUAAAAUGCAUAAAUAUCAUGAAUUAUUGUGACUUAAGAUACCAGAAUAUCACUUUCUCCUUAUAUGAGAUGAAGGAAUGAAAGGAAGCUGUUUGUCAGACAGGUACAUAGUCACCUGGGAAGCAGGGUUAGCCCACUCCACUUAGCAGCUGUGGAAGUCCCCAUGAUCCCUGCCUGGGCCCUUGAGCUCUUAAUGAGAUGGAAAUUUCUUAAAAAAUUCUGACCAUUUUGUUAUAAAAGAUCGGAUGGUAAUUGUCAAGAAACGUGAUUCUGAUGUUGUCCUUUCAUAUUGUGUUGGUUCUGAUGGGAUGGUCAUCCAAUAGAGUGGGCAUUAUCAUAAACCUUUGCUAAGAAAUAAAACCAUGUUAGUUGUGGGGCAGGGGACCAAAUCCAGAUUCUGUCUAGAGCAACCACAAGAGUUGGAGUCCAAACCUCUGAUGGCAAGCCCUGAUGGGUUGUGCAGCACAUUUUAGAUGGUGCCUCAGAUGGUAUGGUGUUAGCUUGUGAUUGAGCAUGUUAUUCAGAUGAUAUGAAGUGGAUUAUGAAGUGCUGAUUCAAUAAAUGCCUGCAAAAGCUUUAG